AGUUCCGCUUCCGACCGCUUUGUAGUUGUAGCGCUCAGGGUCGCCAUGGGCAAGUCGGAUUUUCUGAGCCCCAAGGCCAUCGCCAAUAGAAUUAAGUCCAAAGGGCUCCAGAAGCUUCGCUGGUACUGCCAGAUGUGCCAAAAGCAAUGCCGCGACGAGAAUGGCUUUAAGUGUCACUGUAUGUCUGAAUCUCAUCAAAGACAACUGUUGCUGGCUUCAGAAAACCCUCAGCAGUUUAUGGAUUAUUUUUCAGAGGAAUUCCGAAAUGACUUUCUGGAACUUCUGAGGCGACGCUUUGGCACUAAAAGGGUCCACAACAACAUUGUCUACAAUGAAUACAUCAGCCACCGAGAGCACAUCCACAUGAACGCUACCCAGUGGGAGACACUGACCGACUUUACCAAGUGGCUGGGCAGAGAGGGUAAGAAGAGCGCGGACAGGAGCUGGUGGUCCGUGGCUCCGUUUCUAGGGGAGCCGUCAUUUUCAGUCUCUGUCUGACUUUAUGAGAAGAGGAUAUGUAGGGCAAUCAGAAAGGCUUGUGUAAAGUGGAUGAGACACCGAAAGGCUGGUACAUUCAGUACAUAGACAGAGACCCAGAAACCAUCCGUCGGCAACUGGAAUUAGAAAAAAAGAAGAAGCAAGAUCUGGACGAUGAAGAAAAAACUGCCAAGUUCAUUGAGGAGCAGGUGAGAAGAGGCCUGGAAGGGAAAGAGCAGGAGACACCUGUUUUUACAGAACUUAGCCGAGAAAAUGAGGAAGAAAAAGUUACGUUCAAUCUGAAUAAAGGAGCGGGUGGCUCAGCGGGAGCUACAACAUCCAAGUCAAGCUCUUUGGGACCAAGUGCACUGAAGCUGCUGGGGAGCGCAGCAUCCGGGAAACGGAAAGAGUCUUCACAGAGCUCCGCCCAGCCUGCGAAGAAGAAGAAGUCGGCCCUGGAUGAGAUCAUGGAGCUCGAAGAGGAAAAGAAAAGGACCGCACGGACAGACGCCUGGUUACAGCCGGGGAUCGUUGUGAAAAUUAUAACGAAGAAGCUUGGGGAGAAAUAUCACAAGAAGAAAGGGGUCGUUAAGGAAGUGAUUGACAGGUACACAGCUGUGGUAAAGAUGACUGACUCUGGAGACAGGCUGAAACUGGACCAGACUCAUUUAGAGACAGUCAUUCCGGCCCCGGGGAAAAGGGUUCUAGUUUUAAAUGGAGGCUACAGAGGAAAUGAAGGCACUCUCGAAUCCAUCAAUGAGAAGGCUUUUUCAGCCACGAUAGUCAUUGAAACUGGACCUUUGAAAGGACGCAGAGUUGAAGGUAUUCAAUAUGAAGACAUAUCUAAACUUGCUUGAGUUUGAAAAUUUGAUAACAACACAUUGAAACUGUGAAGCAUCAAAUUGGUGUUAGCCAAGGCACUGUGUAACUCUACUGUGUUAGGGGAUUUGUUUUGUAUUAAAAAAAAAAAAAUCAUCUAUUUAAAUACUAGUGAAUAGUUGGGUAAAUUUAUAAUAAAAUCUAUGUUUUUUUUAAGUGUCA
Messenger RNA from Mus musculus (house mouse), 1518 nucleotides. RefSeq names its product Kin17 DNA and RNA binding protein (gene Kin). Gene Ontology annotation, biological process: DNA replication; DNA damage response. Gene Ontology annotation, molecular function: DNA binding; RNA binding. The record is from RefSeq and is marked validated. The coding region runs from base 46 to 498 and encodes 150 amino acids. The transcript has 5 exons. NCBI's taxonomy places the organism in Eukaryota, Metazoa, Chordata, Mammalia, Rodentia, Muridae. Gene Ontology annotation, cellular component: nucleoplasm; precatalytic spliceosome; protein-containing complex.